AUGACAUUUAAAGCAACCACCCUUCCACUCGUUAUUGCAGUUUUUGUUUUCUAUUUCCUCGACGGCGUCUACACUUUCACUCGUUUGUUGGAUUCGCUGGUCAUUGCUUUUAUUAUUGCCGUCUUCGUAAACCAGCUUGUUCAUUCCACUCGACCUUCGAUUACGGCACUCCUGAAAAAGUGUUCUCCUUUACUGCUGCUUUCUGCCAACCCCUGUGUAUCCAACGACAACCAUACCCAUCACCAACACCACCCAACAUCGUCUAUAUCCACUAUCAACGAUUGCCCUGAUACGUCAAAAACAGCUGAUGUCUUAUCCAAUGAACAGUUGAAUCAAAAGGAUGACACCACCACAACACAAUCAAUGCAAAGUGAAACAACCGAAUCAUCAUCAGAAACAACGACGUCGACGACGUCGACCGAAGAGAAGCAACAUCCUUUAUCGAUUCGAAAUGAUAGUUCAAUCAUGAAUGAAAAAAUGGAUCAUCCAACAACAUCAUCGUCAUCAUCCUUCGACUCGGCUGAUACAGUGGGACAAGAGCCGAAAAGUACCGAAGCAGGGCCAUUUUUUCCAUUGACGAAUUCACGUUUGGAACAACAAUGGACAUCACGCCUUGAACGUCAUGGUGCACAAUCAUCAUCAUCAUCCAAAACACCCAUCUCAAAGCGUCCACCACCACCCACGCCUAUCAUGUCGUUCUCUACUCCUGUGCAUCAACACCACCCUCGUCGUUAUUACUUUCGUGAUGAACCUUCACCCAUAAGCCCACCCGCUUUAUCACCUUCACUCUCUGUGAGCUCCAUUGGUUCCACAUCAGCCUAUGAAUAUGACUUGGUACGUCUACGACGAUCAUCGCGUGUUGAAGAAAUGAUACGACAAUUCGAUGGUGGAUGUAGCAGCAGCCAACCAUCAUCACCCAUGCAGCAUCAACGACGAAAUAGUGUGGGAUGUGGACCAACAGCAACAUCAUCAUUAUCAUCUUCAACCAGACCUUUGAUCAAAAGUCGCACAUUCGGAUUCAAGCCCAUCGUUGGUGUCUGGGAACAAAGGAUAGCAGAAACAGCAGAUGAAUGUAGUAGUUGA
Lichtheimia ornata is the source of this 1083-nucleotide messenger RNA. RefSeq lists its product as uncharacterized. The transcript is spliced from 2 exons. Bases 1 to 1083 code for a protein of 360 amino acids. The record is from RefSeq and is a predicted model, not a curated record. Lineage: Eukaryota; Fungi; Mucoromycota; Mucoromycetes; Mucorales; Lichtheimiaceae.